This is a messenger RNA of Protomyces lactucae-debilis, 3968 nucleotides long. RefSeq lists its product as uncharacterized. Gene Ontology annotation, cellular component: tubular endosome; early endosome; late endosome. The coding region runs from base 145 to 3570 and encodes 1141 amino acids. The record is from RefSeq and is a predicted model, not a curated record. Gene Ontology annotation, molecular function: SNARE binding; phosphatidylinositol binding; guanyl-nucleotide exchange factor activity. The transcript is spliced from 2 exons. NCBI's taxonomy places the organism in Eukaryota, Fungi, Ascomycota, Taphrinomycetes, Taphrinales, Protomycetaceae. Gene Ontology annotation, biological process: early endosome to late endosome transport.
CUAUUGCAAUGCAGAUGGUGUCUUGUCGCGCAACGACCUGUUCAAAAGUGCGCGACACGCCAAUAGAGGCGACAUCCAGCUGUCGAGUGCAGCAGCUCUACAGGCCACGGCGGCCUUCUUUUGCGCGGCUCAUCCUUGAGCUGGAUGAACUGUCCGCCGCCCAAUCCCUUUCUCAGGCUCCUCUUUGCGCAUGACUCGCAGGUCCUCGCACAGGUAUGCAGCAACACCGCGCACGCCAUUGUUCUUGCGCCCGUCACGUCGUCGCUCAACCUGGUAGACCGCGACACAGGGAUUGCCUUUGUCGAAUCGCUCAACGAUGAGUUUCUGGCUUCCCAUAUCUUGCGCGUGGUGGAUCAGCCGCAUGAGCGUGCCAAGGCGCGCAAUUAUACAACGCUCAAUGGCAAGACUGUCGUCAUCAAGGACGACGCUGUCUUCCCGCAUCGCGGCUUCAAAGGCGUCAAAGAGGUCAAGUUGCUCCACGACGCACUCUUUUGGCUAGACGAUCCCAAAAGCCGACCCAUCCUGGUGUACUUUCUCAAUAAGCCCCUCAUAGGCAAUCCAGGCCACCCACGGCCUUUACCUGGCCCUGUUCUACGAGAAGUGAACAUCACAAAUUGGCAAGAACUCUGUUCACGCUAUCGCGGAAUCGCAACCCAACUGGACCCGACGUUUCGCAAGCUCUUCAACAACUUUCAAGAUGACAUUCAAGCGGAUGGAGACAUUGAGACGCCGGCCCGCACACGAGCAUCGUCUCUUUCUUCGAUCCGUCCAGCCUCAUUGCGACGGCACGAUACUGAGCAUUCAUUUUCAGAGGAUUCUUCAUUGAUUCACCUCAGACUUGCGCUCGAUGAAGUUCUGUCUUCUGCGAUUGGCGCAUUUCAGGAGCUACCACGAAGCCUGCUGCAUCGAAUCGGGUUGGAAACGUCUCUCUCUGGGACUGACAUUGAGAAUAUGAUUGAAUCUCACUGUUUGACCAAUUUGUAUGACUUGACAUUGCACCGACUAUCCAAGAUUACAGCAUACAAGGACGAGGAGGUAUCGCAAGCAAUGGAACAGUGCAAGCAUGCCGACCUGACACAACUUGGCACUAGGUCGACCCUGGACAUUCGCAACCGCCUCGUGCUGGCUACAGAGGCAUUCGCCACAUUUACGACAAGCCAUACUCCUAACGACAAGUUGCAAGCGCUGCUCAAUACAAUACAUAUUCUCAUGACCCAUUCGGAGAAGUCAUCUGAUGAUUUGAUCCCUUGCCUGGUAGCCGUGCUGCUUCGCUCAAGCGCAUCAAGCUCAUGGGCAAACAUUCUGCUCAUUCGUGAAUUCUCAUUCAGCGACGUGGAAAUGGGUGAACGUGGCUUCGCACUAUCCACGCUGGAAGCUGUACUUUACCAUAUUGCAAGUUCGGCCAAUUCGUUAUCGCUCGUCUCAAGUCGGAAUAAGCAAUUCUUUGAAGCAGUCGAGGCAAACAAUAUUGAGGACGUCAAGAAGAGCUUGGCAGAUCAUCCAGAGCUCCUUGAGGUUCGCAAUUUACACAAUGAGACACCGCUACAACUUGCAAGUCCUGAGAUGGCCUUAUUCAUGCUUUCCCUUGGAUGCAGUGCUUCGGCCCUCUCCCAUGCGCUACUACGGCACUUGUCGACUAAUGCAUUUGAAGAACUGCUGCGGACCGUCGCAAACCAGGAAUUGGAGGAUGCUAGAACUCUCCUUAAUCAGCAAGACGAGUCUGGACAAACGCUGGCGCACAAGGUCUGCGACCAUAUGGACAUUAUAUACGAGCUGAGCGAUUUGCUCGACUGGCGGCAUCGAGAUCAAUCUGGCUGUACACCACUCCUGGUUCUUGCGCGAAUUUACGACCAUCCGCUGUAUGAGGAACUUCUCGAAACGACACUUUCGGCCAUUACUACAAGCCAAUUUACUGACGACUCGUCUUCUGAUGAUGCUUCAUUUGAACUGCCGAAAGUCAUUCGCCGGAUAUCACUCCAUGAUCACGUCGAUCCAAAGGGCAACACACUGGCUCAUAUUGUCUCCACCAGGACAGCCAUGGAAGCAGUCUUCAAGUACUGCCAAGGCGAUUUCAAUUCGCUAAACGACAACGGCCUUUCGCCGUUAUUGAUUAGCAUUAAAUUCGCUCGUCAACCCAUCCUCGACUUUCUCCUCAGUCGACCGGAAGUGGACGGUAUGGGUCGCGACGAUCGUGGUCACUCUGCUAUACACUACGCAGCCCGCGCGUCCCUUCCGCUUUUCAAUACCUGCGUACGUCACCAUCUUGAUAUCAAUGACCGUGCGUCUGGAUCUGGCUUUACGCCGCUGCACGUUGCUGCGCGGGAAGGCAACAUGGUCAUUCUGAAACGGCUCUUGGAACUCGAUGUUGAAGAUGCUUGGGAUUGGCGGGGGUUUAGGCCUGGUGAUGUCGUCAAGAAUGACCAAGUUCGAACAAUCUUGGAUGAAUGGGCAUGUCAUGGCAAAGAAGUAAGCGUCUUACGAGGUCAUGUCGGCGAAGAUUGUACAGUCAAGUACCUCAUCAAGAUUCGGAAUGGCGGCGGUGUCCUGCGCAGCGUCGCUGAUUUCGUCAAUCUCCGGCAUUGGCUGACGAAACGCUACAGCGCCUUGGGAAUUGCUACGCUUGCAAUUCAUACGCCUGCGCCGUGUUUACUCCACUCUCGACCUGCUCGAUCCGUCUUGCUGGCAGUCACGGAACGACUUGAUGCAUUUGUGCAAUCACUCCUAGCGCACCCAAUCAUCCGCAAGAGUCAGAUUUUGUGGGAAUUUCUACUUUCACCUACACGAUUGGAUGUACGCGCCGUGCAAGAUACGAUCGACCGUGAAGUACAAGCAGAUCUGACUCGCAUCUGGCAGGAAGAAAAGCCUCUGACUGAUUUUACUUCUGCUGAACUCUUCUUUCAGCAUGCGCGUGAGCAAAUCCUAGUUGUCUCAUCAAGCUAUCAAGUCUUUGAGCGCAAAGCACGCGCUGUACGAGAUGGUCAGCUUCAUGUGUCUGUCGCAUUUGGAUUACUUGGAAAGGGCGUCGAUGCGUUUUUGCCAGAGCUUGGACAUGGUAGAUAUGCAGAAGCACUCUUGGGUCUGAGUGAUUGUCUUGCUGCACGGGAGCCGUCCUUGCUCUACCGCCUCAUUGAAGCGGUCAUCUCAGUUGAGUCUAAAGCUGCUGGCAUUUUACAAAGUCUAGUCUUGCCGACUCAGCUCGUGAGUCGGAUUCGCGACUACUCAACCGAUAUUGAGCGUGGCAAUACUUCACUAGCUCGCAAUUCAAAGUUUGCCCUCGGCCUGCUCGCAGAUUCUCGUGCUAGGCAAAAAGCACAAAUCACUGCCAACUUGCAAGAUCUCCAUCUCGAGCUGGAUCAUGCAAGCUGCGAGUUGAGACGCACAGAGACUGUCCUGGCUGAUGCGCUGUCUCAGUUCUACGAGCAGCAUGCUCGGACGGCCAAAUUGGCAGUAUUGAAUUUCUGCAAGAUGCAAGUCAGAGACGAGCAGUCAAGACUUGUGAGUAUGCAGCGAUGUUUGCAGCGUCUACGGCAUGAUACACCAAGUUUCUCGCGAGUCGUGAUGGAUGACUAGUUGGUGCGUGCAAAAGUGUGGGAGAACUUCAAUGGAUUGGGAUUGCAGACCAAAACCUUCCAAUCAAAUGAGGGCAUGAGCGAGUGUCUGUCUGCUCUACAAGGUAGGUACUAAAUAUGGUGAUUUUUGAACAUACUGCCACAUAUCAUCCCAUGGUUUCAUGAUCGGUCGAUGGCCAUUGUCCGAGAGAACAAAAGUAUGCAUAUUUGUGGGACAGGUACAUCGUACGACGGUACAGGCUGUGUUGGCUAUAGCACCGGGUAGACUUCUGGCCAAUGUGGCCUCAUGUUUGCGGCUCCUUCGCCCGUCGUACGCGUAACGGCACCAGGAUCGAAUCUUCUCGAAUUUGUUUGCGUCAGUUGUAGAACUACAAAUACUCACUGUAAGGCCUUAGGAUC